UCGCGUACUCUCGCUAUGGCGUGUUACGUGUAGUACGUAAAUACAAUCGUGUUGUGGGUAAAUUAAUAAUUAUUAAGCGACUGAUUUAAUGUAAACGUGCUCAGGGUUCAGUCGUGAUAAGAAGGAACAGAUUAAUGACAGACGACUUUUUGCAAAAUUGUGAGGCGAUUUUGCAUUCAUUAUUAAAUCCGAAUGAAUGACUCUGUUGCGGAAUCAUGACAGAUAAAAAAGAAAAAUACCCAUCGACGUUCACAGUCGACAAUUUCAGUUCAACCGCCAAACUAGCCGACAAUGAGUACAAAAUUCCAGUUGGUAGUGUUGAUACCCUUAACGAGAAAGAAUAUGACCCUUAUGAACACAGAAAUGUUGAACAUCCUAAUACGUUUUCCGGAGCGUUGAUGCAUUUACUGAAAAGUUCUUUAGGAACUGGCAUUCUAGCCAUACCUAGUGCCGUAAAAGCCGCAGGGAUCAUUAUAGGUGUCAUAGGAACUGUUCUCAUUGGGAUUCUCUGUGCCCACACCAUACACUUACUGAUUUUUGCAUCCCAAAAAAUAUGCAAAACGGCCAAGGUUCCCAUGCUAGGAUUUUCGGAAACAGCGCAUGCUGUCUUUAAAUACGGACCAUCAAAAUUUCAGCCAUUGGCCAACUUUGCUAGAAUAUUUGUGGAUGUAGCUUUACUCUUAACCUACUACGCUGGCUGUGCAGUCUACGUUGUGUUCAUCUGUGAAAACAUCCAAGACCUGGUUAAUUAUUAUCACCCAUCUGUGAAAGACUGGGCCAUACAGUAUUAUAUGCUAAUGCUUUUAGUCCCUCUAGCUAUCUGCUGCCAAGUUCGAGAACUAAAACACUUAGUUCCGUUCUCCAUAAUCGCAAAUACAACUAUGAUCAUAGCUUUUGGUAUCACCCUGUACUAUAUGUUUGCUGGAAUUGGUGAUAUCGACAUUGAGGACAGAAAACUUUUCAACGACGUUUCUUUAAUUCCUUUAUUCUUCAGUACUGUACUUUUUGCUAUGGAAGGCAUUGGGACCAUGUUACCCAUUGAAAAUUCGAUGGUUAAACAACAGUUCCUGGGUUGCCCUGGCGUUCUUAAUAUUGCCAUGAGUGCUGUUGUGACUCUUUACACUGUCAUCGGUCUCUUCGGUUACCUUAGAUUUGGGGAUGCCCUAGAGGCCAACGUAAUUGCCAAUUUACCAGAUGAAGAAAUACCUGCCCAAAUUGCAAAGAUGUGCAUUGCCGUUGCUGUUUUCUUCACGUUCAUGUUGCAAUUCUACGUACCAUGUGAUAUAACUUGGAGGAAAAUAUCUUCUAAAAUUCCAGAAAAGUUCCAUAAUAUUGGUCAGAUUAUUUUAAGGAUAAUAUUAGUGAUUUUUAUUGUUGCUAUCGGUGCUGCUGUUCCAAAACUUGAUGCCAUUAUAUCUCUAGUAGGAUCAAUAUUUUUCUCCACACUUGGACUUUUUAUUCCGGUUGUUAUUGAUACUAUUUUGAAUUUAGGAGAUACUGGAGAUUUUGGAGUUAUGAAGUGGAGGUUAUGGAAGAACAUUCUGGUUUCUAUAUUGGCGUGGUUUGCCUUGUUUUCAGGCAGUUACUAUGCAAUUGAUGGAUUAAUUAAUGAUUGAAAUAAUACUGAAAUUUAAUUAUAUAUCACUACUUUUAACAAUAAGUUAUGUAUUUUGUAAAAAAUGAUCGAAACCUUAAUCCCUUAAGUGAUUAUUCAAAUUUUUUUCAAAAAAGGUGACAAUUAAAAAUUACUUUCACAUAGGUACCACAUUUUACAGAAAUGUUUCUUUAGACACUCCCUUCAACACGUAUUUAGUAUUACUGUAGAUUUUCAAAUUACACAAUUGGUGUUUAACGAUGCAUGCUUUAAAUUUAUCCUAUGAUUUAUGAAAUUCACGAGGACACUCAGUGUCAAAUUCUGUUAUUCAUAUAUUUUAACAAAAAUGCAGCGGUUCUUGUGUUGUAAAAUUAAGAGUAACCGGUUUUGUGGAUACGUGUGAUCAAACAAGUUAAACAAAGUGGAAAACAUGUUUAACUAUCGUAUUUGUAUAAUCUGAGUUGUCAAAAAUUGCCAAAAGAAAAAACUACUCAAUAACCGAGUAAUAUGUGAGUUUGAUAAGAAAAAACUGGUUUCAAACCAUAAUCGUAUACAUUAUGAAUUGCUUAACUUUACACUUGUCUUCUCCGAUCUGCUUAUGAAACUGAUCUAGUCAUAGAAGUAUAAAAUUGAAUCAUGUGUGAACAGGUAUGUCAAAAAAAAUCGCCCCGUCUUGUCAAAAUUGCUGGAUUUAAUUUACACUUUCUAUUGCACUACUGUUUUUAAUAAAUGUGUUGUGAUAUUAUUUGCCAAAAAAAAAAAACAACACGUCUCUAACAAGAUGAUAGUUCUUUGGCAUACUGUACAUUCCAAAUAUAUGUAUAUUAUUAUUAUUACCCACAUUUGGUCAGCUUUAAAUGUUAUAUUAUUUUUUUCUUUGAUGUUUUUUCUGUAAAUAGUUCUCACCUAUAACUAUUUAGCUUAAACGCCACUAAAGAAAACUACAGUCGCGACCAGAAAAUCUUGGACGUCAAUGUUAUUUCCCAAAGUUUAAAACACCUUUAAGUAUUGAAACCAUGGAACUAUGUAUAUAUGACAGAAGGGAGCGUCUCUUCAUAUUACAUACAUACUAACACUGGAUGCAAUGUGAUAGGAAAAUUGAUAAUCUUCCAAACUGCAAACGUCAACGUGACAGAAAAAUGACGUCCAAGAUUUUCUGGCCGCGAUUAUAUACUGUAUAAUUACUAGAUGUUAUGAAUUCAUAAUACAGGUACCCAAAACCGAGUUCAAUAACAAUAAUCUUAUGCGACUAGCAUUGUAAAUAUUUUAAAAGACUUGUUUCUAGGAAGUACAAUUAAAAAGUAACAAAUGAACUUCAUUGUUCUGUGAUAAUAUGUAUGUUUUUUUAUCAACACGGCACUUUCAAGCUAUCGUAAAGUUCUGCAACACUUUUACAAGAAAGGUCCUCUAAUAUUAUUGUUAUCAACGCCAUCAUGAAAGGUAAUGUUAACAAUGAGAUUACAUAAAAAUGAUUUUGAAACUCAGGUUCAAUUGUCGUAUCUCGCACUCAAUGUAGAUAUUACAUACCCAGCAAUCUUUUUAUUUUUUGUUUAAUGAAUUUUACGAUUCUGCAAUAGUUAUUUAUGUAGCUAGUGUGCGAAGUGAUACCAGGCGCUAGCCGAAUUAAAAAAUUAGUCAAGAAAAGCUAAAGGUUUCGCGAACAAGGUAGAUAAAAAAAUAUUGUACCACUAUAUUUUAACAAUAAAAUAAUUUAACGGAAA
This is a messenger RNA of Zophobas morio, 3315 nucleotides long. Its product is annotated as proton-coupled amino acid transporter-like protein CG1139. Gene Ontology annotation, biological process: amino acid transmembrane transport. Lineage: Eukaryota; Metazoa; Arthropoda; Insecta; Coleoptera; Tenebrionidae. Gene Ontology annotation, molecular function: L-amino acid transmembrane transporter activity. The transcript has 8 exons. The record is from RefSeq and is a predicted model, not a curated record. Bases 216 to 1616 code for a protein of 466 amino acids.